UUUUACAUCGUCUUUUCCGCUUGAUUUCCGCUCGCUCUCAUCAUCUUUAUAUGACGAAUACUCCUCUUUCUCGUCUCUCCCUCUAGAAAGCUCAGAGCAAAUAUCCAGGGCCUCGUUCCUCUUCAAAGUUCAAACCAUCGAGAAUCCAGAAUUUUGAGGUGAUAGAUAAUUUAUAAAGAGAUUUAAGAAAGACAUGGGAUGGAGAUUCAUGGGUGGUUCUCAUACUUCUUUCAAGCAACUUGCAAAGGAUGCAUGGCACUAUAUUGUCGCUGUUCCUACAUUUAUCUCCCUCAUGCAUGUCACAGAAACUUAUGCCUUUUCAACAGAACUGACCUCAGGACCCAGCAUGGCGCCUACCUUAAACAAUGAUGGUGAUGUCCUUAUAGUGGAACGCUUGUCUUCAAGGCAUGGAAGAAUCUAUCCUGGUGAUAUUGUUAUUGCCUGUUCGCCACAAAAUCCGAACAUCAAGAUAUGUAAACGUGUCAUUGGCUUGGAAGGUGACCACAUCAGUUUUCACCCAAAUGUGGGCAGCAGAAAAGUUAUCACUGUCACUGUACCUAAAGGUCAUGUUUGGCUUCAAGGUGACAAUAUUAUGCACUCCCAGGAUUCUAGGCAUUAUGGUCCUGUUCCUUUUGCACUCCUGAAAGGGAAAGUUUGGAUGAGGAUUUGGCCAAUUGAUGGUUUGGGGCGUUUGGACUGAUUUUGAUUAUUGUAAGUUUUUCUGCCUUUACAUUUUUUGUCCCAAUUGAUUGAUUAGGUACAAAUAUAUCUCAAUAAAGAGAUAUGGCUAUUAUUAGCAUUGGACAAAACCAUUAUGUGCAUUACAAAACACAAAUGCAGAACUAGGUCAUUGUCUAGUUGUCUACGUCUUCAAGACAGUCAAUUGGUUACAUGUUUCAUGUUUAUGUAAAGUUCCUACUUUAUUGGUCAUUUUACGAAGCACACAGGGACCAUUGAAUCGAUGCUGGUGAUUUCCUUCCUCUUUUAACCACUCAAUGAUUGUAAAUAGCUAAAUGAAGUGGUCUGACAUAGGUCCAUUGUCUGACAUCCUAGAAUGCCACAUCUCAGAUGGUUCUCGUAUUAAUCUCUAACUUUUCAGUUCUCCUAAUAAUCAUUUUAUUCGAUCUGUUUUAACAUCUUCACUUGGCUAAAUUUUGCACAGAAAUAAUAAAAAGUCUUUUGAAGGAUGUGUGUAACUUUUACAUGGUAUCACUCUAGUUUUCUGGAGACCUGUUGAGCCUUGGAUGAUGGAUCCAUGAAAAAGAGAACUUUUCUACUAGGUCCACCAGACCUACAAAAGUCUAAAAUUGAUCAUACACUUGAUCCCCUCUAGAGAAGAGUAAUAAAGCCCCAAAUUCAAACCUUGGAUCUCUUGUAGUUAAGUGUCUUUGCAAGAGAUUGAAGGGAAAUAGACCUGCAAGUCAAUCUCCAUUCUUUAGGUUGGUGUUAAUUGUUGAAGCAGGACAAUGUCCAUAUAACAUUUGCUUGUUGAAACCCUUUCCCACCGUUAUGAACUAAAAAAUAAGUGAGAAUUUUCGACCGUUACGAGUUGGUAUCAAGAAGUAUGAUGAUCGCCAAAAAAUAGAAAAUCUCUCAAAUGCCCUCCUCAGAACUAGCAAUGAUGGUUUCCUUGUAUUAUCAUGUUUCCUUCUAGAAUAUCAUCCUUAAUGUGUCCCUUGCACAUUGCUGGGACAUCUUUAACAACAUCUAGUAAUACCAGAUGUAUGGUCUCAGUUAUGCUUGUUUCCGUAUCUUCAAUUGUUCCAAUUUGAGCUAUUGGUAGUAACUUUCUUCUCUUGCAUGGAAAUAUGGGAGGUGUAUUGAAUGAUAUAUAUCACAUGGGAUAGCAUAAUUCAAUAUAUAUCACAUGGGAUAGCAUAAAUAAAGUACAGGACAUACUUGGAGUGAACUAUAUGAGUGAAUCAUCUAUCAAACUCAAUUGGCGAUAAUUUAUAUAGAAUAUAUUUUCCUUUCAGGUUGUGGUUUACAUAAGGUUGCAACCUUUUAGAAAUAAGGUUGCGAUGUUCUACACCGUCCAUCUUAAUUGGAUAGUGUAAAUUUGACACGACUUUUAAGAUAAUAUCAAAAACUAGCAUGUCUCUUGAGAUCGUGCCAAAUCUACACCAUCCAAAUAAAAUGAAUGGUGUAGAUUACUGCAACCUUCUACACGUAAGGUCACAACCUUAUAUGAACUUUUUCCUCUCAUAAUUUGCAAAAACUUCCUUCAUAUAUUUGUAUUUAAUAAGAAAUUCUUACUUCAGAAAAUUUCUCACUAAGAUUCCUAUUAAUUUAUUCUUCAAGCGUUACUCUUUUGGUUCCAUUUGCUUUAGCAAAUCACUGCUACAUUCCACUUCUAAUGAAUGAGGUAUGAAGUCUGGAGUUUGGAUAGUCAGUGAAGAGAAUUUGAAGAAGAUCCUGUAUCAUGUGGCUGUUGCCCAGCUCAAUGCUGUGGGCGGUUGGCUGGUCAGAUCAUUAACAUAGCAGGAUUUGAUUUGUUCCUUACUCAUCUGAGGCUAUCCCUCCUUGAUUUCUCAUUUCUUUUAGAUGAUUGAGUGUUAACUCUAGAUUAUGUGUGUCUGGGUCUGGGUCCAUGAGAUACCAGCUAUCCUGGAGAAGAUGAAAAUGAUGAACAAUGGCAGGUACUUCUGACAGGUUGUCUUGACCAGAUGUUUCUCCUGGUGCAGCGCUAAUGUAGUUGUGCCGAGCAUCUUGGUUGGUUCUGAAUGACUAAUGCAACCAACUGCUAUCUGAUUUUUUCUUCUUAUAGAAAUAUCUUUUUUCAGGUUGAAAGCUCUGUUUCCUUGUAGUUACUCUUCUUUCCGAACAAACUCCUCAAUUGAGAUUCGGAGGUUAUAUCUGCGUAUCUCAAUUAUUAUUGUUAGUAUCAGAUGGUCAAUAAUUGGUAUUAAAGGGACUUGGGAAAUCCGUAAUUUGACUUGUAAUUCAUUUUGAGUGAAAAAAGACUCAAUUUUAUAAUCCAAUUUUAGUUGAUUCUAAAGGGUUCUUUUGGUCCUUGUUUGGUAGUUUGUUAAGUUCUUGGAAGAAGGAAUAUGUGCAAAGAGUUCAGGUGGGUGCUGCCUUGCUGUUGUCAUUGCAGCUGGGGUGUGUUCAUCGAGGACACAUCAGGAUGCUAAUCAGAUCUGCACAUUUCUGUAUUUUGGGAUUAGCAUUUUCUAAACAAGAACAGGUUUGACAAUUUAUUUCAUUUAGGUUCAUACACAUCAAUUCAUAUGUAUUCUAUUAAAUUUAGGUACUCGUAUGGGUACCAUACAAUUUUGACUACAUUGAGAGUACAUUCAUUUACAUGUCAACAAGCUUUACUAAAUGCGUUAGGGUCAGUG
Amborella trichopoda is the source of this 3341-nucleotide messenger RNA. The record is from RefSeq and is a predicted model, not a curated record. NCBI's taxonomy places the organism in Eukaryota, Viridiplantae, Streptophyta, Magnoliopsida, Amborellales, Amborellaceae.